AUGAAAAAAUUUGGAAGAAAUUUCAUUAAAGAUUUCGAUUUAUUUGCAAAACCUUUCUCCUUUUUUGUAGGCAAUAAAAAAAGUAAGAGUACUCUUAUUGGAGGAUUUCUUUCAUUAAUGAUUAUAGGAGUAUCAAUAUAUUACUUUUAUUAUCUGAUGGACUUGUAUUUUUCAAAUAAAAUUGAACCCAAGAUUACAGAAAAUUUUAAGAUAGAAAGCAAUUUAAGUAGCAUUCAUAUUCAAGAAAGUUUUUUUAUCAUAGAGAUGCUUAUCAAUGGUUAACCUCUUAAGUAAUAUGAAUAAUAGGUAAACAAAGUAUAUCUCAACUAUUCUAUCAAUUAUGAGUAGUAUUACGCAAAUGGUACAAGUUAAAUCACUUCUUUACCUAUAUCUUAGUGCACUGAUUCUAACUUCACAGGAUAUCUUUGUAUCGAUUAAAGUGCAUUCUAACAAAGCUUAGACAUUUACAACAACCCAGUCGCAUAGGUUUCAUCUGAUUAUGCUAUAAAUAUAAAUCCUUGUGAUAAUUCUACCAUCCCAAAUUGUGCUACUUAUGAUGAAAUAUAUGAAUUAAUCUUUCAACCCUAGAAUUAUUUUUAGAUUUUUACAAAAAUAAAGCAAUAUAAUACAAACACAAGAUAGUUUGAAGAUGGAUAUAAGUCUGAAUAUUUUUAUUUCGAUCCAUAUAUGGUAACUUACACUAGAAUGGAUUUAGUAAUAGCAACAACAACUCUAACUCAAGGUAUAGUGUUUUAAACUACUACAAAAAAUGAUAACAUUUAUAACUAUUAAAGGUUAGAUACAUAUUUUACUAAAUAAGGAAUAUAAUAAAGGAUGGCUAUUAGUGGAUUAGCCUAUAUUGUUUAUGAAUUAAACUAAGUUCAUAAUUACUUUUAGAUUUAAGAACCUAUGGUAACUGAAUUAUUAGCAUAGUUUAUGAGUAUUUUUAAUACACUCCUUAUUAUUGGAUUCUUAGCUAGGUUACUUGCAGAGUCUCAUAUUGUUGAGGAUAUGAAUAAUAUUUUACUCAAAGAAUAUUAUAAAAGAACAGCUCUUAGGCUUGUUUAGAGACAAUAGCUUAAAAAGGCAUUUCAAGCUAUUGAAAAAGCAGAGCCAUCAGCUUAAGCAUAAAUAAUACAAAGCUUUAAUUCAAUGAGCAAAGUUCAGGUAUUGAAAGAGCCGUCACCAGAAUAGUAAAAAUCAAAAUUAUUUGUAGAAAUUAACAAAGAAAUAUCAGAUACUAAUUUUUCUGAAUAGUUAUCAAAAUACUUUAAUUUAGGUAUAAAAGAUAGAAUUAAGCAUUUUAUUUGUUCAAUUUUCGCCAGAAAUCAUAAAGUAGAUGAAAAAAAAGAUCCUAAUUCUGACUCGAUAUUGUAUGCUAAUUUGUUAAAAUAGUCAUUAAAAAGGAUUAAUAUAUUCGAAGUAUACAAAGAUUUGAUAAAAAUAAAAAUGGCAAUAAAGCUGAUAAUGACAAAAGAGUAGUAUGCAGCUAUGCAAUUUUGUGGUUCUGAUAUGUGUUCAGAAGAUUAGGAAAUUAAGGUGGAUUAAAAUAAGGAAUAAACUAAAAUACAAGAAAAUGAAAAUAUAGGCCAACGCAAAAUUUCAAUAAAUAAUAUAAAUUUAUCAUAGAAAAAUUUUAAUUGUGUUUUGUCUCCAGAUAUAAGAUAAAGUAAGAAAAUAUUGAGUGCAUUUUCUAAAGAAAAAAAUAAUGAAAAUAGCUCAUAAACAAUAUAAAAGAAUAAAAUGACUAAAUUUUCUUUAAAUAGCAAUUAGAGUUUACAUCAAAAUUGCUAAUCUUAAAACCAAGUAGGAAAGCAAUUUUUUUCUAAAUAAAAUUAAAAUAGAUCUAAGAAUUUUUCUGACUCAGAAAUAAUAUUAUUUUCCAGAAGAGAUUAAUAAACGAUUGCAAGUAAGAAUUAAGUGUUAGAUAGUAUUAAUAAUUUACCUUUUAUUUUACCCACUUCACCAAAAAAGUAAACAUCUAACUAUUAAGAAAGAGAUAACAUUUAAAAUUUAAAAUGUUAAGGUGAUUAAAAUGUAAUUAAUAAUGAUAAUUUAUCUUCAAAUACUAGCUUAGAAGAGUAACAAAAAACAAAAGAAAUAUUUUAGCAAAAUGAAAUAUAAAAUUUGAAAUCUCAUUUAGUUGAAAUGGACAAAAUAGAAUCUGACUUGAAAGAAUAAGAAAAAUAUUUAAAUUAGUUUUUGAUAAAAAUGAAAAAUUAGAAUUAAAAUACAAUUAAUCCUGUUGACUAGCACAUAUUUUAAAGCUUGCUUAUAAAUGAUUAGCAACAAAAUAAAAUUUUUAACUUUAGCAAUUUAUAAAAUGUUAAUUUAGAGAAAAAUUUAUCAAUAGAUUUCCAGCCAAGGUUAUCUAAAUUAUUAAUAGAUUUCUAAAAAAAUUAAAAUAAAACUCGCUCAUAAAUCAUUUGA
This is a messenger RNA of Tetrahymena thermophila SB210, 2430 nucleotides long. Its product is annotated as transmembrane protein, putative. The transcript has a single exon. The record is from RefSeq and is a predicted model, not a curated record. Gene Ontology annotation, cellular component: nucleus. Gene Ontology annotation, biological process: reciprocal meiotic recombination. Gene Ontology annotation, molecular function: double-stranded DNA binding. NCBI's taxonomy places the organism in Eukaryota, Ciliophora, Oligohymenophorea, Hymenostomatida, Tetrahymenidae.